CAUUUAUAGGAAAUUGCAAUUAGUAUAAAUACCACACGCCCUGAAAUAAAAAGUUACACAACGUCUCCAGUCAUCAACCUAAGAUAUCAACAAGAAAACUACAAGCAAACCACUCCCAUUCGCCAUGAAGACUUUUAUCCUUAUCGCCCUCGUCUUUGCCGCUGCAGCGGCUUUCCCAGCACAACCUGCUCCCGCUGCAGCAGCUCAACCCGCCCCAGCCGCUAAUGCGAACGAAAAGAACGCUCCCGCCGCAGCAGUUCAACCCGCCCCAGCAGCUAAUGCAAAUGAAAAAGCCGCUCCCGCUGCCGCCGCGGCGUAUCAACCCGCCCCAGCAGCUAAUUCGAAUGAUAAGCCCGCUCCUGCCGCUGCUGUUGUUAAACCUGCCGAUAAACAAGCCGCUGCUUCAGCCAACAGUUACGAACCAGCACCAGCUGCUGCCGCGAACUAUUAUCCUGCCCAAUAAGAUUAGAUAAGAGUUCUGAUUGACACAUGUUCUGGCAAAGAUAUUUAUUUUUUGUACUUUGAAAUCAAAUUUUUUAAGUUCACAGAUAAAUUGGCGGUCAUAAAAAAUAUUUUGUUUUAA
Molecule: messenger RNA, 583 nt
Organism: Folsomia candida
Lineage: Eukaryota; Metazoa; Arthropoda; Collembola; Entomobryomorpha; Isotomidae
Product: skin secretory protein xP2
Exons: 2
Coding region: 125-463 (112 amino acids)
Source: RefSeq, a predicted model, not a curated record